Messenger RNA from Trichechus manatus latirostris (Florida manatee), 2240 nucleotides. RefSeq names its product gap junction protein alpha 9 (gene GJA9). Gene Ontology annotation, cellular component: connexin complex. Gene Ontology annotation, biological process: cell-cell signaling. The transcript is spliced from 2 exons. Gene Ontology annotation, molecular function: gap junction channel activity. The record is from RefSeq and is a predicted model, not a curated record. NCBI's taxonomy places the organism in Eukaryota, Metazoa, Chordata, Mammalia, Sirenia, Trichechidae. Bases 544 to 2067 code for a protein of 507 amino acids.
ACAUCUCUAGUCUUCUAGAACUGUGUGUGCUAUUAAAAAUAUUGGAAAUAGUCUAUAUCUGUGCUGUCCAAUAAGGUAGCCACUGGGCACAUAUAGCUCUUCAGAAUUUAAUUAAAAUCAAAUAAAAUUAAAAAUUCAAUUCCUCUGUUGCACAAGCCACACUGCAAGGGCUCAACAGCCACAUGUGAUGAGUAGCUACCCGAUUGGAGAGCGUAGAUAGAGACUAUUUCCAUCAUUGCAGAAAGCUCCAUUGGACAGCACUGCUCUAGAAGCAAGAAUGAGCAAACGGAAAUGGAUUUUAGCUGAUGGCUGACUCACUCACUGCACUGAACUACACUGAAUCUGCUCUACACGCCCAAAGGGACAAAUUCAGAAAAUAAGUUGAAGAUGGUGGUGAUAUAACUUCUCCUGCUAAGCAUGAUUGCUUCUCAGAUUUACCUAAACUAAGAAAGGUUUGCUUUAAGAAACAGCGGUCUCUUUAGAAUGGAAGAAUCUACCUGUCUCCUAAUUGAUGGGGUUCAGACCAUGGCUGACUAAAUAAACAUGGGGGACUGGAAUUUCCUUGGAGGUAUUCUGGAGGAAGUUCACAUCCACUCCACCAUAAUUGGAAAGAUCUGGCUCACCAUCCUGUUCAUAUUUCGAAUGCUCGUUCUGGGUGUAGCAGCUGAAGAUGUCUGGAAUGAUGAGCAGUCUGGCUUCAUCUGCAAUACAGAACAACCUGGCUGCAGAAAUGUAUGCUACGAUCAGGCUUUUCCCAUCUCCCUCAUUAGAUACUGGGUUCUACAGGUCAUAUUUGUAUCUUCACCAUCCCUGGUCUACAUGGGCCAUGCUUUGUACCGACUGAGAGUUCUGGAGAAAGAGAGGCAGGAGAUGAAAACUCAGUUGAGAAGAGAACUGGAGGGGGCUGAAUCUGAAGUGCCUGGGGACAGAUGGAGACUGGAGCAGGAGCUUUGUCAGCUGGAGCAAAGAAAACUUAAUAAAGCUCCACUCAGAGGAACCUUACUUUGCACUUAUGUGAUACACAUUUUCACUCGCUCUGCAGUUGAAGUCGGGUUCAUGAUUGGACAGUAUCUUUUAUAUGGAUUUCACUUACAGCCUCUAUUUAAAUGCCAUAGCCACCCAUGUCCAAACACAAUUGAUUGUUUUAUCUCAAGACCAACAGAAAAGACAAUAUUCCUAUUGUUUAUGCAGUCCAUAGCCACUGUUUCACUUUUCUUAAAUGUUCUAGAAAUUGCUCACCUAGGUUUUAAAAAGAUUAAAAGAGGGCUUUGGGGACAAUAUAAAUUGAAGGAUGAACAUAAUGAACUCUUUGAAAACAAGUCAAAACAAAAUUCUGCCAAAUAUAAGAGCACAUCUGCAAAUUCACUGAAGCAACUCCCUUCUGCAUCUGACUAUCAUCUCUUAGUGGAAAAGAAAACACACACAACAGUGUAUCCCAGUCUAAAUUCAUCUUCUGCAUUGCAGGUAGAUCCUGAAAAUUAUAGUGGAAAUGAUGAGAAAUGCAUUUUGGAUGAACAGGAAACUGUACUUUCUAAUGAGAUGCACACAAUUAAUACUAUUUGUAGUCAAAUUCAACACAUCAGCUCAAGUAAUAAUGAAGGAACUCAUAAAAUAUUUGGAAAAGAAGUUAAUGAUAACCAGGUAAGGGAGAGAAGAGAAAAUGAUGGCAAAGACAGUGAAAGGAACCAUUACUCUAGAGGUGUUACUGUAGAUCUGGAAAACCACAUGAGGCAGUCACCCCCAAAAGUUUUCUCUCUGCCAGCUAACUGCAACUGGAAACCAAAGAGGCUUAACGCUACAUGGGGUCCCUUUACAGAGGAUCACAACCAGAGACUACCUCCUAAAGGCAGCCUCAAGGGCCAGUUCGGAGAGGACACAAUCAGAACACUUCCUCUUUUACAGGGAGACUCCCAACCACUUGACGUUCCUGAUUCUUUGGGAGAGUUGUCCUUUGACUCUGAGUUUGUCAGAACCUGCAAAAGUCUUAGUGCUUGUCCUUUAAAUCAUUUAGUGUCUCCAACAAACAACGUCAUUGGGAGGCGGGCUCCCACAGACCUUCAGAUAUGAACAGCUGUUGGCUUUUAGACAUUCUGCAUGUUAUACUAUAGAAGUGGCCUAGUGGGGAUGGAACGGGGACAAAAUAGGGACAAGACAGCUCUGAGGACCAGCUGUUAAGUCAGACAACUGUAAACUCAUUUCAGAAAGGGAAACAAGCAAACAAACCACCAAACCCAUUGCCA